This is a messenger RNA of Wyeomyia smithii (pitcher-plant mosquito), 1680 nucleotides long. RefSeq lists its product as uncharacterized. Bases 1 to 1680 code for a protein of 559 amino acids. Gene Ontology annotation, cellular component: membrane. The transcript has 2 exons. Gene Ontology annotation, molecular function: glutamate-gated receptor activity. The record is from RefSeq and is a predicted model, not a curated record. Lineage: Eukaryota; Metazoa; Arthropoda; Insecta; Diptera; Culicidae.
AUGUGGCGAACCGCGCUACGUUUAUUCCUAAUUUCCGCUACAACUUUUGCUAGUCUAGAGGACGGUACUCAAUCCGAUCCGGAGGGGCUACUCGUGAGUGCGGUGUCUCAAAUGAUCACCCGCUACGGUCCGAUCACACGUGAUCGAUUCCGAUCGCCGCUGUUGGUGGAUAGCUUUGCGCUGGAUCGUCGGACCCGUCAACGGCAGCAAGAUUUUCUGGAUGCGGUUCUUCGCAGUAUCGGGAAAGAAUUUCCGGUUCAGUUUCACUGUACCGGGUUGAGAUCGCACAGGCCCGAACGGCCCGUACUGCAUAGUUUGAUUCUGAUCGACGGACGCCAUUCAUUUCAGAAGUUUUUCGGGGAUAUAGAUAACCACUACGACACGUCCGGUAUCUUCUGGGUUGUUCUGUAUGGUGCUAGCAGCUCUCGGACUGAUAGCGAUCGAUACGAACUGGUCCGGAAUAUACUGGAAAGCCUCUGGCGGAAGCAGAUUCUGUAUGUGUUUAUCUUUCUUUUCAACGAAGAGGACAGUGUGCAGCUGUAUUCCUUCUUUCCUUAUGGUGAGAAUGUUUGUGGUUUUGUUGAACCUGUACUUUUGGACUGGCAGAAAGAUAGAUUGUUCCGAUCGCGGCUGCAGCAGUUCUAUGGAUGUCCGCUGCGUGUUGGAACUUUUGAAAAUCGACCGUUUAUCAUUAUCACCAACGAUUCUCAGGGACAUCGCUCUCUCAGUGGCUUCGAAGGAAAUCUGGUCAAUGUAAUAUCGAGGCAGUUAAACUUUUCGAUGACGGUGGUGACGCCUCCAAAUAACGACCAGUUUGGCUACAUUGGAGGAUAUGGUAACAACACAGGUCUUAUGAAGCUGCUGGUGGAUGGGUCUGUGGACUUCGGGGUAGGUUCUCUAGGGUUAAGAACAGACAGGAUGGCACUAUUGUCGCCGGGAGAAUUCCAUUAUACUACGGAUAUGGUGUUUGCUGUCCCCUCCGGGAGGCCGCUUACAGCCUUUGAAAAACUUUUUCUGCCACUAUCUACGGAGACGUGGUACGUAGCUUGUGCAUUUUUCGUGUGUGCACUAAUCACCAUCGCAAUCGUGAACGUGCAGCGUCGAAAAGUGCGAGAGUUCGUUGUUGGACGUUCUAUCCGUGCGCCAGCGCUAAAUUUUAUCAAUGUUCUUUUCGGUGGUCCGUUGGAGAAGUGCCCGGGAAGAAAUUUUGCCCGGACCUUGUUGAUGCUGUGGAUGCUGCAUACACUAGUUAUGCGAGCUGUGUAUCAGGGCUCGCUGUACAAAUAUCUGCAAGCUCCGAGGAACUAUUCCAGUCCUACAACCAUCGCUGCCGUUCAGCGUGAAAGUCUCUAUUUCUACAUGAUGGAUAUAGAUUCGCAGUACUUUGUGAAUCACCCAGAAAUUAUUGACAGAGUUCGAUAUUACUCACACCACUACUCGGCGAUCGUCGAGAAAAUGGAGCAGCUCGCGAGGGGCGACCUGGACGGUGCUCUACUGGUACUUGAGGAGGAAGUGGCCUACCACAACCGGUUCCAUUCUCCGGGGAACUCAAUACAAAUCACACGCGAAGUCGUAUGCGCUGUUCCUAUCGUGUUGUACUACCCAAAGCAUUCUCUAUUGAGGCGAAUUUUCGACCAGGAAAUCAGAAAGCUCCGAACGACCGGAUUGCUAGAGCUGUAA